Arabidopsis lyrata subsp. lyrata is the source of this 2202-nucleotide messenger RNA. Its product is annotated as serine/threonine protein phosphatase 2A regulatory subunit B''beta. Lineage: Eukaryota; Viridiplantae; Streptophyta; Magnoliopsida; Brassicales; Brassicaceae. Bases 167 to 1777 code for a protein of 536 amino acids. The record is from RefSeq and is a predicted model, not a curated record. Gene Ontology annotation, biological process: protein dephosphorylation. Gene Ontology annotation, cellular component: protein phosphatase type 2A complex. Gene Ontology annotation, molecular function: calcium ion binding; protein phosphatase regulator activity. The transcript has 12 exons.
AAAAAAAAAAAAAAAAAGCUUAAAAGAUUUUCCUGUCUAAUUUCCUUCCGCGGAAUCGGAGAAGGAGACUAGAUUCGAUGUGUUGUUGAAGAUCUCGACUUUGUUCGAUUUCGACCUCCACAUUCAAAGAUCCUUCUCAUCCUCUUUGUUAUUUCGUUGAUUGAAUAUGGUUGGUUCGAUUGUUCCCGGAGACAUGGCUUGUUUGGAUGCAGAUUUGUUGCAGCUUCAAGAAAUGUCAUCCUUUGUUCUGAAUUCAAAACCUGGAUUCACUCAAAAGCUCUUCGACCAGUGGCUUUCUCUUCCUGAAUCCCAUCGACAGAUUGGAUCAUUGCUUAAGGAUGCUAUAGCUGGAGCUCCUAUAAAUGUUACUGGAAGUGCAUCGGGUUCAAAUUCUGCCACUAUACCAUCUAUGUUUCCUGCUGGAAGUGCUCCUCCGCUUUCGCCAAGGAGUUGUGGUUCACCGCGUACAACCAAACAGAGAGCCCCUUCUAACUUAGGUUCUACUCUCAAAGUUGUCAACGAGCCUGUUAAAGAGCCAAUACCUCAGUUUUAUUUCCAAAAUGGUCGCCCACCACCAAGUGAGAUAAAAGAGCAAUGUAUGUUUAGAAUCAAUCACUUCUUUUAUGGUCACAUUGAUGGAUUGCAGAUACAAGAAUUCAAAUUAGUCACCAGAGAAAUCUGCAAGCUCCCAUCUUUCUUCUCCACUUCACUUUUCCAGAAGAUCGAUGUCAAUAAUACAGGUUUUGUUACUAGAGAAGCAUUUAUUGAUUAUUGGGUAAACGGGAACAUGUUGAUAAUGGAUACAACGACCCAAAUCUUCAAGAUACUAAAGCAGAAAGAUCAGAGUUUCAUUGUGAAGGAUGAUUUCAAACCACUACUUAAAGAACUGUUGGCGACGCAUCCUGGGCUAGAGUUCCUGCAAUCCACACCUGAAUUUCAAGAAAGAUAUGCUGAAACUGUCACCUACCGAAUAUUUUACUACAUAAAUAGAUCUGGCAAUGGUCGAAUUACAUUUAGGGAGCUUAAACGGGGAAACUUAAUUGAUGCUAUGCUACAUGCUGAUGAAGAAGAAGAUAUUAACAAAGUGUUGAGAUACUUCUCAUAUGAGCAUUUCUAUGUCAUAUACUGCAAGUUCUGGGAGCUGGAUACGGAUCACGAUUUCCUGAUUGACAAAGAAAAUCUUAUGAGAUAUGGAAACCAUGCUCUUACUUACCGGAUUGUCGACAGAAUAUUCUCCCAGGUUGCUAGGAAGUUCACUAGCAAAGUUGAAGGGAAGAUGGGGUAUGAGGACUUUGUUUAUUUCAUACUUGCGGAAGAAGAUAAAUCUUCAGAGCCUAGCCUAGAAUAUUGGUUUAAGUGCAUAGACUUGGAUGCAAAUGGGAUUAUUACGCGAAAUGAGAUGCAAUUCUUUUAUGAAGAGCAGUUGCAUCGAAUGGAAUGCAUGGCGCAAGAGGCUGUUCUUUUCGAGGAUAUCUUAUGUCAGAUGAUUGAUAUGAUCGGGCCAGAGAACGAAAGCCAUAUAACGUUGCGUGACCUGAAAGGCUCAAAACUCUCUGGAAACGUCUUCAACAUCCUUUUUAAUCUGAACAAAUUUAUGGCAUUUGAAACACGGGAUCCGUUCCUCAUUCGUCAGGAGCGUGAGAACCCUACAUUGACAGACUGGGACCGUUUUGCACAUAGAGAGUAUAUUAGGCUUUCAAUGGAAGAAGAUGUUGAAGAUGCAUCCAAUGGAAGUGCUGAGGUUUGGGAUGACUCGUCACUGGAGGCUCCCUUCUGACUUCUGAGUUCAAAGAGGUAGUAAGUCAACAGGAAAAGAAAAAAAAAAGGAAACAGAAAAACUUAGAAGUUGAAGGUUAUGCUAAUGUUGUUAUUCAUCAUAUUAGUUAUUCAUGCAGAAGAGAAACAUAAAGUCCCUGAGAAGAAUCUUUGGCGAAAAACAAGCGAAAAGCCGGUAGUAUCCUCUGUUGAAUCCCAUACUUAGCUUGAAUUUGUUUUCUAACUUCUCGUCAUUUCUUAGCUGAUUAUACAGUUAUAUUUAUUAAUAAUCGUCGUCUAGCUCAUCGCUUUACGUCUUCUUCGCCUGUAUUACAUUCACUUUGUUCUAUCUCUGGGUUUUUGUAUGUACUUUAGAGCUGUGUUACUUCAUCAUCUUCAGUUGUUCGAAAUAUUGUGAAAAUCAAUUCCAUAAUUACUUUAUAUUAU